Molecule: messenger RNA, 396 nt
Organism: Hibiscus syriacus
Lineage: Eukaryota; Viridiplantae; Streptophyta; Magnoliopsida; Malvales; Malvaceae
Product: protein GLUTAMINE DUMPER 3-like
Exons: 2
Coding region: 1-396 (131 amino acids)
Biological process (GO): regulation of amino acid export
Source: RefSeq, a predicted model, not a curated record
AUGAGCCAUGCAAGCAACUCCACGGCAGCGGCAGGGGAUACCGUGGCUGGAAGCCGGCACUGGAACUCAGCCCUGUUUAGCGGUGUGGCAGUAGUGCUAGGACUCAUUGCCAUGGCAAUAGUUAUUAUAGCUUGUUCAUGCAAAAAGUCUCCACCCAACUCCAAUGGUGAAGCAGCUGCGGAGAGGAUAGAAAUGGAAAUGGAGACGAAGAUUGUUGUGAUCAUGGCUGGUGAUGAAAACCCAACGUACCUUGCCAAUCCCGUAAAGCAGGAAAUGGUGAUGGUCCGAGUUGUCGAUUCCGAGCCAAAAAUCGUACUCAUCAUGGCCGGAGAUGACAAGCCUACCUUCUUGGCUAAACCACUCUCUUCUUCACCAUGCUGCUGCGAUCAAGUUUGA